Diospyros lotus (date-plum) is the source of this 873-nucleotide messenger RNA. Its product is annotated as pentatricopeptide repeat-containing protein At4g19440, chloroplastic-like. The transcript is spliced from 4 exons. NCBI's taxonomy places the organism in Eukaryota, Viridiplantae, Streptophyta, Magnoliopsida, Ericales, Ebenaceae. The coding region runs from base 1 to 873 and encodes 290 amino acids. The record is from RefSeq and is a predicted model, not a curated record. Gene Ontology annotation, molecular function: protein binding.
AUGGAAAUAACGGACAGGAGGGUGCCCUACUACAAUAUUUUGAUUCUUGAAAUUUGUCAAAGAUGCUGUUUUGAAGAAGCACACGAUAUGAUUGAAGAAAUGAGACAAUUUGGCUGUGAUCCGGAUUCCAGAACUUACAACUAUCUGCUUAGUUCUUUAUGCAAGCAUGAUAGAACAGCUGAAGUUUUGAAUGUUUUCCGAGAAAUGCAAAAACAAGGGCUUGGCAAGCUGGAUAUUGCAGGUCAUUUUUAUGAUAUGAUGGUGUCUAGGGGUCUUGAACCUCGACUUGCAACAUUCACUACCCUCAUCGAGGGUUACUUCAAAUCAGGACAGUAUGAGGACGCAUAUAAUUAUGUUGUUGCUUCAGGUGACAAGUUUUGGCACUCAGGCAAUAGGAUUUACAGCUUUCUUGCGGACCUCUACAGGAGGAAAGGACAUCUCAUGACUGCAGCAAAAAUACUCAUUGAAAUGAUGGAUAAGGGUCUUAUUCCUGAAUUUCCAGUUUAUAUGACAAUUACGAAGCGGGUCUACAAGUGUGGUGGGGGACAAUUAGCAAGAGAGACGGGAACGAGAAAAUCUUCCGAGGAAGAUGGUUCCAAGGCUGUUCUUGACAUUCUUGUCUCUUUAUGCUUAAGGAAGCCUUUGCUAGAUGUUACUCCCAUUCACACAUCGUGGGAAUUGCUGGACGGAUUGCUGAAUGGUGCUCUGCCUGUCUAUUGGAAUUUCGUUUAUAUGAUUGAAAUGGUUAAGCUCUCCAUUCCAUUUGGUCAGGAACUUACCCAACCGGUUCUACCAUUGAAAACUAAAACUACACUUCUACCUCUCGACUCUUGGGGUUACUUACAGUGGGUAGCAAGCAUACCCCAUGAUUGA